Molecule: messenger RNA, 520 nt
Organism: Drosophila busckii
Lineage: Eukaryota; Metazoa; Arthropoda; Insecta; Diptera; Drosophilidae
Product: CheB42b
Exons: 3
Coding region: 59-520 (153 amino acids)
Source: RefSeq, a predicted model, not a curated record
GUUUGAAAAUGAGGAGGUCUUCACUGAUUGCCCCAAUCAGCCGAAAAAUGUACUCGGUAUGAAUGGCCUGGCUGAUUUUUCUGAACUAAAUUUUGGAUUCGAUGAGGAUAUUGUGCGCUUGUCAGGCAAUACAACUUUUGUAUGGAAUAUAAAUGCCAAACAUCGUAUACAGCUCAGCUUAAGUAUAUUUAAAUUCAAUCGCGGCUCAUGGCAAUCCACUCUAUUGAAUAUGAAGGUGCCAGAUUUCUGCAAGGACAUGUAUAAUCCAGAACUCGUUUGGUACAAAUAUUGGACUAAAUAUGCACUGAAUGCUGCCGAAGUUCGCGAUCAAUGUGCGCUGCCAGGCGUAAAACUUAUAUAUGAACCAUUUAAUAUAGAUGUGGCAUUUUCAGUGUCAGGUACGCUGUUAAGUGGUCGUCAUAAGAUUGUUAUAACAAUGGAGGCAAUCGAUCCAAUGUAUAAAAAAGCUGCGCAAUCAAUUUGCUUUGAAAUGAUUGGCGCGAUUUUUGAGCAAUCAUAA